AUGUUCGCCUAUCUCUUUUGUAUAUUCAGAUUUGCUAAUUCUCGCAGAGGAGCAGGGAUGGCAGGGAUCAAGGCUGCUGAAACUUUGUCCAAUGCAUCGAUCCAUGAUUUUAUCAUUCUAGAAUACCGUGACACAAUUGGAGGUCGCGCUUGGCACACGAAUUUUGGCAAGGACGAAAAUGGAGACCCUUAUGUUGUGGAGCUGGGUGCCAACUGGGUAUGUUAUUCCUCGUUUUACGUCGAACCAACCAACCACUCUGACGUUGAACAGAUCCAAGGCAUUGGAACCCCAGAUGGGCCACAGAACCCUAUCUGGACACUAGCCAAAGAAUUCAACCUCAAGAAUACAUUUUCCGACUAUGACAACGUCUCCACUUACAAUGAGAACGGAUAUUCCGACUACUCGCAUCUCUUCGAUGAGUUUGACGCCGCCGACGAAAUUGCCAAUGCCGCGGCCGGCACAAUUCUACUGGAAAAUUUACUAGAUCAAACAGCUCAGACAGGGCUCGCUUUGGCUGGCUGGAAACCCAAAAAGACCGACAUGGAGGCGCAGGCUGUUGAAUGGUGGAAUUGGGGUAAGUCUGCUUCCACCUUCAACAGGAAUGAAAUUAACAGCGCAGACUUCGAGGACGCUUAUUCACCACUCGAGAGCUCUCUGGUAUUUGGCUACGCCGGGAGUAACUUGACCUGGAAUGGCUUUAGCGACGAGGACAAUUUCGUAUUGGAUCAGCGCGGAUACAACACCAUCAUCAAGGGCAUGGCUGCGAAAUUCCUAAAGGCGAACGAUCCGCGGCUCCGUCUGAACACGCAAAUCACCAACAUCACUUAUUCCGACAAAGAGGUGACGGUGUACAACAGUGAUGGGACUUGUGUGCAAGCCCAGUAUGCCCUGUGCACAUUUUCCCUGGGAGUGCUGCAAAAUGACGCUGUCACCUUCACGCCGGAGCUGCCGUACUGGAAGCAGACGGCAAUUCAGAAGUUUACCAUGGGCACUUACACCAAGAUCUUCCUUCAAUUCAACGAGACCUUCUGGCCCUCAAACACACAGUACUUCUUGUAUGCGGACCCUAAGCUGCGUGGAUGGUAUCCCAUCUGGCAAUCAUUGUCAACACCUGGUUUCCUCCCGGGAUCCAACAUCCUCUUCGUCACCGUCACCAACGAGUUCUCCUACCACGUCGAGAACCAGUCCGACGAGGAGACCAAAGCCGAGGUGAUGGCAGUGCUGCGCAAGAUGUUCCCGGACAAGGACGUUCCAGAGCCGACUGCAUUCAUGUAUCCUCGCUGGAGUACCGAGCCCUGGUCAUACGGAAGCUACUCCAACUGGCCCGCCAGCACCGGUCUGGAGGAACACCAGAAUCUGCGCGCCAAUACAGGCAGACUAUGGUUUGCAGGAGAGCACACGUCACCAAGCUACUUUGGGUUCCUGCACGGGGCCUACUUCGAAGGUCUCGAUGCCGGACGACAGAUUGCGGCGCUCUUGCAAGGCCGCUGCGUCUAUUAUAACUCGACGAUGGAAAGGCUAUGCGGGCCUCGCAGGCAUUUCGAGACGCUGCAUGGAAUCACUCCGCUGGCUGAUUAUAGUGCAGUCAAUGGCUGGAUUUCCAACAGUUUCUAUGAUUACAAUGAUGAAUAG
Aspergillus fumigatus Af293 is the source of this 1632-nucleotide messenger RNA. Lineage: Eukaryota; Fungi; Ascomycota; Eurotiomycetes; Eurotiales; Aspergillaceae. The record is from RefSeq and is a predicted model, not a curated record.